Molecule: messenger RNA, 1552 nt
Organism: Jatropha curcas
Lineage: Eukaryota; Viridiplantae; Streptophyta; Magnoliopsida; Malpighiales; Euphorbiaceae
Product: SH3 domain-containing protein
Molecular function (GO): protein binding
Source: RefSeq, a predicted model, not a curated record
UGAUGUGUUUCUCUAAUUUGAAAAUAGGCAUAGAACAAAGUAACAAAGACACCCCAAACUCACAGCGAUUUCCCUAGUUUGUGCCUAACACCAACAGCAUCUCGUUUCCUCUCUGUGUCACAGCUCUGAAGCUUCACAACAUCAAAUCCAAAAUCAUCCCUCAAGUGAAUGGAAGCCAUAAGAAAACAAGCCACGAAGCUUCGAGAGCAGGUUGCUAAGCAGCAACAGGCUGUUCUCAAACAAUUUGGGGCCGGUGGAUAUGGAGGUUCAGACAAUGUUAUUACGGAUGAAGCUGAACUCCAUCAACAUCAGAAACUUGAGAAGCUUUACAUAUCAACACGUGCUGGAAAGCAUUUCCAAAGGGAUAUAGUUCGUGGUGUAGAAGGGUAUAUUGUUACAGGAUCCAAACAAGUUGAAAUAGGAACAAAGUUGUCUGAGGAUAGCAGGAAAUAUGGUGCUGAAAAUACAUGUACCAGUGGUAAUACAUUAUCAAAGGCUGCACUAAAUUAUGGGCGUGCUCGUGCUCAGAUGGAGAAGGAACGUGGUAAUCUGCUGAAAGCUCUAGGGACACAGGUUGCAGAACCAUUGAGAUCAAUGGUAAUGGGAGCUCCAUUGGAGGAUGCUCGGCAUCUUGCUCAACGUUAUGACAGAAUGCGACAAGAAGCAGAAGCUCAGGCUAUUGAAGUCUCCAAACGCCAGGCAAGAGUAAGAGAAAUGCCAGGAAGUCCUGAACUUGCUAUGAAAUUGGAAGCUGCAGAAUCGAAGCUGCAAGACCUAAAGUCGAACAUGGCAGUAUUGGGGAAGGAAGCAGCUGCAGCAAUGACUGCUGUUGAAGCUCAACAACAGAGGUUGACCCUCCAACGGCUUAUUGCUAUGGUUGAAGCGGAACGUGCUUAUCAUCAGAGAGUUCUGCAAAUACUUGAUCUGCUUGAAAGCGAGAUGAUAUCUGAACGACAACGAAUUGAAGCACCCCCUAACCCAAGUGUGGAGAGCAACAUGCCUCCACCUCCUCCAUAUGAAGAAGUAAAUGGUGUAUAUGCUUCUCAAUCGCAUAAUGGCUCAACCGAUGGCAUGGGUUACUUUUUGGGUGAAGUUAUGCAUUCAUAUCAAGCUGAAUCUGAGGUAGAGCUGACUUUAUCAGUUGGUGAUUACGUUGUUGUUCGAAAGGUGACAAACAAUGGCUGGGCUGAAGGAGAAUGCAAAGGAAAAGCAGGUUGGUUCCCAUUUGGAUACAUCGAAAGAAGGGAACGCGUUCUAGCGAGCAAAAUAGCCGAAGUGUUUUAGAGAAUUUUUGCUGGAUUGGCUUGUGAGCUGAGGAUUUUGUGUGCUUGAUUUGCUCCGGCACCUCCACAUAUACUCAAAUGUGGAAGGACGUAUGGUCACAAAUAGAAUGCCAUAGCUUUCCUCCUUGUGAUAUAGAUACCAACAUUUUCUUGUGUUGUUAUUAAUAUAUGAAUGUAUUAUUUGUUGAUUUUUUUUCUUUGUGAAAGGAUGCAAUCAAGAUUUUGACCUAAAAAUUGUUGAUAUUGUGAAUUAUGAUGAUUGAAGAAAA